AUGGACCAGGCUGCAAUAGACAGGGAUGCUUUGUUAUAUGACCUCGAGACUAAAGGGUACUCUGUGGUUCCCGGUGUUGUGUCAGCGGAGGAUUGUGACAAUUACACCCGGCAGUACAAGAACUGGGUGGCCAAGUUUGAAGAUGAUCCACCCUUCAGCUGGGACUCGGUGAUGCACUUUUAUAGAGUUAGCCAUUUUGAUGCCACAUGGAGAGUGCGGCUUCAAACCAAACCUGUCUUUGCUUCAAUGUGGAAUACAGAGAAGCUUCUGUGUAGUAUGGACGGCAUAGCCAUUGGGAUACCACCGGAAUUCGGCAGAGGGAAAUUCAGAGACGAUGGAACAAACUGGUUACAUCUUGACCAUGGCCGAACUAGAAGAAGUCUCCAUGUAUAUCAGGCGGCAGUGUACUUAGAAGAAACUACCGAGGAAGAUCACUGCCUAAGAGUCAUUGAAAAAUCUCAUCUCUACCAUGACAGAUUGCUAGAGGCUUUCCCUGAUGCCACGGGAAGUAAUAACGAGGAACACGAAGUAGAGUUUUUCCCUUUCAAGCCAGAAUGGAUCGCCUGGUACAAAGAGCAAGGAUGCACAGAAAGAAUAAUCGCCGUCCCCAAGGGUGGAAUGGUAAUAUGGGAUUCACGCACAGUCCAUGAUACGGUUUUGCCAAAACGAGGUCGGAUGCAUUCCUAUAGAUGGCGCUUUGUUGUUUUUGUGUGCAUGGCGCCAGCCAUUUGGGCUACAGAUGAAGAUUAUGAGGCAAAGAAAUUUGCAUAUGAUAAUUUUCGUGGUACUGCUCAUUGGCCUGCCCAGAAAAAUACCGUUUUCAGCUCAACAACAGAAAGUCCAUUUACAAAGGAUCGUUGGCAUAUAUAUGCCGUAGAGACUAUGCCAGAUAUAGCGAAAACAAGCGAAGCAAAGCUAUUGGUUGGUCUAGAACGAUACGAUUUCAAUGACGGUUCUCCGAAUGAUCCUGGUUGGAGUCCUACUUGGGACAAAUCGUCUGUGUUCUAUCACCGUUAUAGCAACAGGACAUAGGGCAUGACAGAAAACAUGGCAUCUGAUGCUGUAAAAUGAUGACGAGACGUUUUAAUUGUAAUUUAGAAACAAAAACAAUAUUUCAUUGUUGUCUAGAUAAAUGUAGUUGCCUUCCUUCGUCAUUCUUGUAUGCGUUUAUCAGAUUGUUUAAUGCACAAGGCACGGUGUUUCGAUUAAACAUUUUGUAUUUUCACCAAAAAAAUUAUAUCAUCACAAGGAGUAAUGCAAAAACCGUUUGCUUUAUCCAAUCAGAACGUUGCUUUCUAUUCACCGCAUUGAAAUCCGCCGUUUGUUUCUGAUCCAAAUGAAGCUAAGGCAGAAUAAUCCCGGUAAAUGUAUACUACAGUUUUAAGGCGAUAACUCUUUAGGUAAUUUCGAAAAUGAAACGAAAUCAAGAUUUUUUCAGUUUCCAUUGGAUAUAAAUGUUAUUGUAUAUAUUAAUGAGACUUUUGCUUCAAACAAUAAUAUUUCACGAAAGAGAGAUGGAAAUGUGUUGUAGACAUCAUUGUAUAUUGUCACAAUUGGCCAUGCAUCCUUCUAGAGUGGUCUCCGGCCACAUGUUUGAGAAAACCUUGUGUGACACGAAAGGACAUCUUGUAAUUUUCCGCGCGGAAUCUGUUGGAUAUGUACAAUAAUCACUGUGUUUUUCUGGCUAAAUCUCAAAUGCACAAGUGACCUGUGCACCCUGAAAGAAGAUGAUUUGAAGAGAGAAGAAAUGAUUACGAACGUCUUCAGGGUGAAGCCUGGACGACCAAUGUAAAGUUCAAAUGCAACUGCUUGGGUAACAAUGUGUGUACGUUAGUUGUGCUAUUCGCACGGUCAACGUUCGCUUGUCCCAAGACAAUAGUAAGAGUUGAGCACGUACAAUGUACGAUUCCCAAGUUUCAAGCUUAUCUAUUCAGAAGGCCUUACGGCCUGUAGGUAUACAUAUUGCAAUACAUGCAUAUUAAAUACAGUCAUACAUAUUUGGACAUCGCACGUUGCAAGUGGAAUGCGCGUUUCCAGCGUAGCGUUGUACUCCUGAGAGAAAGGAGGACGUGCAACAGUCUUGGAAACGCACACAUGCACAUACGAUGCACGAGUAGUAAGAAAAGCUCGGUGAAAGUCCGACAUCCAUGCGUCAUCCUCCCGUAAUGGCCAGCCUGCAUUGUAAACACGACACACUUGCGUCCUUUGUUUUUUUCUUGGGAAUGGUAUAGUUUAUUUGACAUGUUGCACCGUCCGUCAUUCUGUGUUAAUUUGUAAGAUAUAUAAAAAGUCUGAAAACUGUGAAGAGAUCAAAAUGUAAUAAUUUAUAUAUUUAUUUGGGAGUAUGGGGCUUUAACAUAUACGUUUACCUCGUCCACUGUAUUUUCAUUUUCAUAGAAUACAGAAUUUGCCAAUAAAUAUAAUAUUGUAUCAAAGUUUGCGUGUUGCUGUUAUGUUCGUGAUGA
Messenger RNA from Pecten maximus, 2465 nucleotides. RefSeq lists its product as uncharacterized. Bases 1 to 1032 code for a protein of 343 amino acids. Lineage: Eukaryota; Metazoa; Mollusca; Bivalvia; Pectinida; Pectinidae. The record is from RefSeq and is a predicted model, not a curated record. The transcript has 3 exons.